CUGAAACGGCGGGGAUGGAGGUGCUGGCUGAGAUCUAUACAGCCGAGAGAGACACCCGAUCCCGCCUAUUUUAUCGGGCGAGGAAAGUUAGAGGAAUUGGAGGCGAUAGUCAGUGAGCUCAAAGUGGAGGCGGUAAUUUUUGAUAACGACCUCACACCGGCACAGACCCGCAACUUGGAAAAAGCCCUUGAUAUUGUCGUUGUCGAUCGAACAAGCCUGAUUCUACAGAUUUUCGCGCAACGUGCACAGACCAAAGCCGCCAAACUACAGGUAGACCUUGCCCAACUUCAAUAUGCGUUGCCGCGUUUGACGCGGCUGUGGACUCACCUCUCUCGACUUGGCACAGGCGGCGUGGUGCGUGGACCCGGUGAAACCCAGCUUCAGAUUGACCGGCGGUUGAUUCGCACACAAAUUUCACGGGUAAAAAAAGCACUUCAGAAAGUUGAGAAGCAUCGCCGCGUACAGCGAAAACAACGUCAGGAGAUGAUCAAUGUCUCGCUUGUCGGUUACACCAAUGCGGGAAAAUCAACGCUGUUUAACGCCUUGACAAGUGAGAAACAGUUGGCUGAAGAUAAGCUGUUUGCGACAUUGGAUCCAACGACCCGCACCCUCGAUUUGCCAGAUAACCAACAUGUGCUAUUGAGUGAUACGGUCGGUUUUCUCAAAAAGCUACCGCACCAUUUGGUGGAUGCAUUUAAGGCAACGCUGGAGGAAGUCGCGGAGGCGGAUCUGCUGCUCCAUAUCGUUGAUGUAGCCCAUCCCGAAGCGGAGAGUCAGAUUGAUGCUGUUGAUGAGGUGCUUAAAGAGUUGGGUGCCCUUGAGCGACCAACGCUCAUGCUGUUUAACAAAAUAGAUCUGCUGGAGGAGGAAGGACAUAUCCAGCUAUUCCAGAGUAAAUAUCCCGAUAGCCUUGCAAUAUCGGCGCAGAAUGGCGCGGGAUUGGAAGCAUUAAAAGAGUUGCUUGCUGAACGGUUCUCAGCUCAGGACGUAGAUGUGUCGCUCGCGCUCUCCUAUCAAGACGGGAAGGCACUAGAUUAUCUGUAUAAGCAUGGUGAGGUGUUUGAUACCGACUAUCAAGGUGAGUCAAUCAAGGUCAAAGCAAAGCUCCCACAACGUUACUUGAAGGCUUUAGACCGCCUCACGACCAAUUCAACCUCCGUCAUACUAAAUCCCAAGAUUGAUUCAUAG
Molecule: messenger RNA, 1188 nt
Organism: Geodia barretti
Lineage: Eukaryota; Metazoa; Porifera; Demospongiae; Tetractinellida; Geodiidae
Source: the annotation of a GenBank genome assembly